AUGAAAGCUCUGUAUCUUCUUCCAUUCCUCUGUCUCCUGGCAACUGCUCUAUAUUUCUCUUCCCAUGGUUUCAGCUCGUCGUCUACUAAUUUGGUUCCCAUUCCGAGCAGGAGAUCUAUGCGAGAGUGGAACAUCCCCACAUCUAUCACACAACUUUAUGUAUACGGCAACAAGAAGGAUCUGGAGCAAGACGAACAGAAGAAUAUCAAGGAACACGAGGAACUAGUGGAGAAUGUCAACGAUAGUAACCAUGUCAAUGAGCUUAUCUACCACAUCGAUUACAAUGGUGUGACAACUCAUCCGACUCCAAGGGAUAGACCGUAG
This is a messenger RNA of Linum tenue, 324 nucleotides long. Lineage: Eukaryota; Viridiplantae; Streptophyta; Magnoliopsida; Malpighiales; Linaceae. The record is from the annotation of a GenBank genome assembly.